Colletotrichum truncatum is the source of this 1170-nucleotide messenger RNA. The record is from RefSeq and is a predicted model, not a curated record. NCBI's taxonomy places the organism in Eukaryota, Fungi, Ascomycota, Sordariomycetes, Glomerellales, Glomerellaceae.
AUGAAGUACUCAUUCGUCGUCGCUCUCAGCACUAUGGUGCUCGGCAUCGCUGCCGCUCCCGCUCCCGCAGGCGCACCCCAGGCCAUUGCCCGUGCCGAGCACGGCUACUUCGACUUCCUCCACCACGCUGCCCGCGCCGAGUCUGGAGACAAGCCCACCAAGACCAAGUCAGCGAAGAAGGCUCGCAAGACCAAGCACGCCAACAAGACUCGUCCCCCCGGAUCCAUCAUCACUUCCCACCCCGGCAACCCGGGCAACGGCACUAACCCCCUGGUCGUCGGCCGCGCAGCUGGCAACGGCACCUCUGGCGGUAACAUCCCCGCUGCUUCCGGCACCUCGGUUCUCAAGGCCGCUCAGACUGUUGCUGCCGGCAAGAGCUUCGACGGAGGUAUGAAGAUGUUUGACCGUGGCGUCUCCUGCACUGGCCAGGCUGAGGGCGGUGACUCCGACGCUGUCUUCAUCCUCGAGAAGGGUGCCACGCUCUCCAACGUCAUCAUCGGCCCUAACCAGAUCGAGGGUGUUCACUGCAACGGUGGCUGCACUCUUACCAACGUCUGGUGGUCUGCUGUCUGUGAGGAUGCCUUCACCAUCAAGAAGCAGGAUGCCGGCGAGACCACCAAGAUCACCGGCGGCGGUGCCUCCGGAGCCAGCGACAAGGUCCUUCAGCACAACGGCGCCGGUACCCUCUCCGUCUCUGGCUUCACCGUCUCUGAUUUCGGCAAGCUUUACCGCAGCUGCGGCAACUGCAAGACCAUGUCUGAGCGCCACGUCAUCUUUGACGACAUCAACGCCUCCUCCGGAAAGCUCCUUGCUGGUGUAUCAACUCCAACUACGGCGACACUGCCACCUUCACCAACAUCGUUGCUUCCGGUGUCAAGGAGAUCUGCACCACCUUCACCGGCAACGACUCCGGCGACGAGCCCACCGAAAAUGGCUCGGGUCCCUCUGCUUCAUGCAAGUACUCCGAGUCCGACAUCAAGAGCUCUUAAAAAGCUCCGAAUCAACCAGCGAGAUCUGCUCGGGCACAUUUUGGCCCCGGAAGAGAGAUUCGCAAAUGCCAUAUUCUGUGGAAAGGCACUAAAGGCUUGUUUACCUGUAGAUAUUCUUUUUCUUGUACAUGCCCAUAUAGCGUGUGUAUUUAGAAUCAAAGCCCCGAGGGCAAUUGCAUGA